Molecule: messenger RNA, 717 nt
Organism: Marmota flaviventris (yellow-bellied marmot)
Lineage: Eukaryota; Metazoa; Chordata; Mammalia; Rodentia; Sciuridae
Gene: Scn3b
Product: sodium voltage-gated channel beta subunit 3
Biological process (GO): sodium ion transport; ventricular cardiac muscle cell action potential; regulation of sodium ion transmembrane transporter activity
Cellular component (GO): voltage-gated sodium channel complex
Molecular function (GO): sodium channel inhibitor activity; transmembrane transporter binding
Source: RefSeq, a predicted model, not a curated record
UUUGACUGAGGGAAUCUCUCCCUUUAGCCCCGGAAAACACCCGCGGAAAAAGAUGCCUGCCUUCAACAGAUUGUUUCCCCUGGUUUCUCUCGUUCUCAUCUACUGGGUCAGCGUCUGCUUCCCUGUGUGUGUAGAAGUGCCCUCGGAGACGGAGGCUGUCCAGGGAACCCCCAUGAAGCUGCGCUGCAUCUCCUGCAUGAAGAGGGAGGAGGUGGAGGCCACCACGGUGGUGGAGUGGUUCUACAGGCCCGAGGGCGGUAAAGAUUUUCUUAUCUACGAGUAUCGAAAUGGCCAUCAGGAGGUGGAGAGCCCCUUCCAAGGGCGCCUGCAGUGGAAUGGGAGCAAGGACCUGCAAGAUGUGUCCAUCACAGUGCUCAACGUCACUCUGAAUGACUCUGGCCUCUAUACCUGCAACGUGUCUCGAGAGUUUGAGUUUGAGGCCCAUCGGCCUUUUGUGAAGACCACACGGCUGAUUCCCCUUCGAGUCACUGAGGAGGCUGGGGAAGACUUCACUUCUGUGGUCUCAGAAAUCAUGAUGUACAUCCUUCUGGUCUUCCUCACCUUGUGGUUGCUCAUCGAGAUGAUAUAUUGCUACAGAAAGGUCUCAAAGGCUGAAGAAGCAGCCCAAGAAAAUGCGUCUGACUACCUUGCCAUCCCUUCAGAGAACAAGGAGAACUCUGCAGUGCCUGUAGAGGAAUAGGAGUGAUAUGACUUGAG